UGGCCCUACAACAAAAGAGAAAAAAGGAAAACAAAGUUACCUGCUUGGUGCUAGCAGUAAAUAUAGGACCUUGAAGUCCCAAGUGAAUUCCGUGCUCUGCAAGCCAGCCCCCACCCCCAAGAACAUGCAUCAAACCUACACGCACGGAUUCCCACGAGCUGAUGAUCCGUUCACUAUGGUGUUGUGAUCAAGAAGGAGCCCGCGAUAGCCCUUCUAAAAUCGUCCAUGGAGAAGGAGUAUAUGGAUCCCAGAAAGACCCUCAAAUCCCCACGCACAUCCGGCUAGUCACAAGCCCAGACGUCUUGUGUGGUAUUGAGCAGCUGGAAUCGGAAUAAAGGCAAGCUGAUAUGACGGGCCCAUGCAGUAGUACUGAUUAUCCGUGUAAGACGAGCAUCAAGACGACUUAGUCAGCCACCACGACUGCAGCCUCGAAUCACGACGCUCAACAACGAAGCUGGCCUUGCAUUUCUCCCCACGUACACAAAUAAAAAGUUCCCCAUCACCGCAGCCCGCUCGCCCCCUCCUCCGUAGAUACAAUCCGGCCAUGUCGGAUCCGGAGCAGCCCCAGAACUUGGCCCGCCAGGCCUGCGCGACCUGCCGCCGUCAGCGUCGUAAAUGCACCCGCCAGCUUCCGUCGUGCCAGCUCUGCCUCAAGAGCCGCCGUGUGUGCGAGUACCCCAGCGAGGUAGACUCGCCGCAGUCAGCCGUGUCCGGCUCUCAUCUGCCCCUACGAGAUCCCGCCGUGGCCUUGUUUUUCCUCGACUCGUAUAUGUUCAGGAGAAGGAACACUGUGACCAAGACACCUCGCAUCCAGCCUCCGCACGAGAUCGUCGAGCUUGUAGAAAACAAGGCCGAUGUCCAGUUAAGCGUGCAAAUCUACUUCGCCGAGGUCCAUCCUCUAUUCCCUAUAGUCUCCAAGCUGAAGCUUCUCCAAGACCUAGCGGCCGCCAGCUUCCAGCCCCCGAAAGCCGAUACCCAGGUUCUUCUGGUUGCGAUACGUCUUUCCUGUCAGAGCCUAGAGGGCUACAGCACGGGCGAGGCCACUCAAGCAUCGCUAUAUUGGAAGACCAAGAGGGCUCUGAGCUGUCUCGAGGCGAAUGGGAUCCUCUCCAUCCGGCUGCUGCAAGCCUUGCUUUUGGUGACAUACUACGAAAUUUCCAAUGCCAUAUAUCCCUCCGCAUUCAUGAGCGUGGCCAUGUGUGCCAGGGUGGGACAAGCCAUAGGGAUCCACGACCACACCCGCGCACCUCAGAUGCUUCCCGUCCGAACCUCGUUGGUCGAGCACGAAGAGGCCCGCCGGACCUGGUGGGGAAUCAUUGUGCUUGACAGAUAUAUCACCAUAGGGCCCGAAUACCGCCCGUUCUCGUGUCUCGGCCCGAGCCCAGAUGCUCUGUUGCCGAUGGAUGAAGGAUCCUGGGAGUCAGGGGAGCCAAGGAUCCGCCCAUCACUGGCGGUCUCAGCCGCGGUGGACAACUCGGCAUGCCCCUUCGCCCGCACAUGCCAGGCCGCGAGCCUGCUCUCCCGGGUCCUGCUGCACAUCAACCACCGGCCGGACGACUACGACGCCUACUACGCCGAGUCGCUGAUGCUGGCGCGGGCCGCCACGGCCUUCGCCUUGGCCGUGGCCCACGAGGCGGGCGCGCUGGGCGACCCGCAGCUGGCGCCGCUGCUGCCGGCGCUGGGCCUCGCCUACAGCACGCAGCUGGCGCUGUUCGACGCCCACAGUUGCGCCGAGUGUCUCAGCUUCGAGGGCAACGUCGGCUCCCCCGGCCAGCUGGAGAUGCAGCAAGUGGCCCUCGAGGGCCUCCUGGCGCUCAGCCCGCGCGUCGCCUCACUCGCCCGCCGCAUCGUCGGUAUGCUGGGCCACGGCGGCGGCGUGCGCGCUGUGAGCCCCCUGGUUCUCGACUGCCUGUACCAGACCGCCAAGCAGCAGGCGUGGUACUUUCGCGAGACGAGCAAGAGGGAGGUGUUUGAUGACUACACCACUGUCAGGGAAGCCCUGGCGGCGGCUGGGCAUACCCAGAUUCGUGCGAACGAAUAUCUCGUUAUUUUGGAUGGGGAUGACUUGCGGCUAGAAGGCUACGCUCCUUAAGUUCCAGGAGGCAUAAACAGCGGCACCAACCGCCCACUGCUAAGACUCGGAGGGAUUCUGUGUCUCCCUUGUAGCACGAGGUGGUGUCCAAGAGCAGAAUGCGUACGCUGGAAUUACCCGACGCCAUUUUGGAAAUAUUGACGAGCUACGAGAUAUUCCAAAGAACACGCCGGCUUUUUUUCGGUACAACACCGCUUGACUCUCCUGGCAUAUAAUCUACUUCCACUCAAGGCUUGCUCGUGGCAACCGAUGUGCUGUCACACUGGGAAGUGUUCCCGGAGAUGACGGUGUAUGCGCUAGCAUCCGCGAACCAAUCUUCAAAUAACCAAGGGAAGUGAAUGUGGCAUGAGUUUACUGCUUGAAGCAACCAUAUAGCAACUAAGCUGUCCGGCCGGCUGUUCUGUGGCAGGAGAGAGAUUUUUGAUCAGAGGGCUAUCAUGUACCUGGCGUCGUCAAUGAAGUUCCCCUCAAGCAAGGCCUUGACCUUACCCGCGGCCAGAUCGACAAAUGAUCUCGGUCUCCUGAUGUGGCUCGAGACGCAAGCACAAAGAAGACAAAAAGCACAAUGCGACCCCCGCCUUGCCUCCCCAUCUUCAAAGCGCAACAAGAGGACAGGAAAUAUCUGCCGGGCAGGCUAUCUUCGUAAUGCCAGAAACGUUCACGGG
This is a messenger RNA of Gaeumannomyces tritici R3-111a-1, 2757 nucleotides long. RefSeq lists its product as hypothetical. The record is from RefSeq and is a predicted model, not a curated record. NCBI's taxonomy places the organism in Eukaryota, Fungi, Ascomycota, Sordariomycetes, Magnaporthales, Magnaporthaceae. The coding region runs from base 545 to 2092 and encodes 515 amino acids. Gene Ontology annotation, biological process: regulation of DNA-templated transcription; DNA-templated transcription. The transcript is spliced from 7 exons. Gene Ontology annotation, molecular function: zinc ion binding; DNA-binding transcription factor activity, RNA polymerase II-specific; DNA binding. Gene Ontology annotation, cellular component: nucleus.